GCGGGCGGCGUGUGGAUGGAGGCCUGGGCCCCGGGCCUGGCGCGGCGGGGCCGGCGGCGGGCCUCGGGCUCCCCGCUCUCCCGGGCCGCCGUCGUCCUCCUGCUCUCGGCCUUCCUACUGCCGGCGCCCCCGACAGUUGGAUAUUUGAUUCGAUUACCAAGAAGUUUUAGCUUGACCCAAGAUUCACUGAAAAUAGUAGGAUCACCAAAUUAUCCAGUGAAAGUGUAUGUUAUGAUCCAUCAGAAGAGUCCACACGUGUUAUGUGUGACCCAAAGGCUGCGGAAUUCCGAGCUGAUAGACCCCGCGUUCCAGUGGCACGGGCCCAAGGGGAAGAUCGUCUCAGAGAACAGCACCACACACAUCACCACCACGGGGAGCCUUGUGUUCCAGGACUUCGAGGAGGGCAUGACGGGGGCGUACACGUGCUUCCUGGAGUACAAGCCCACCGUGGAGGAGGCGGUGAAGAACGUCCAGCUCAAGUUCAUCGUGUACGCGUAUCGUGAGCCUCACUUUUAUUACCAGUUCACAGCCCGAUACCAUUCAGCUCCUUGCAAUAGUAUCUAUAACAUUUCUUUUGAGAAUAAACUUCUACAGAUUUUAAGCAAACUGGUUCAUGACAUUAAAUGUGAAGUUUCCUUACAGAAGUCUGAAUGCCAUCAUGUUAAAAUGCAAAAAGCUGGCUUUCAAAAUGAAUUGUUUUUUAAAUUUGCAGUUUCAUGUAUAGAUACUGAAAAAGAAUCCAAGCCAUGUGACGACCAUACUUGUGACUAUUCCAAAAGGCUAUCUAAGGCUAAAAAUCUCAUAGAGAGAUUUUUCAGUCAACAAGUAGAAGUCCUAGGCCGACGUGCAAGUCCGUUGCCUGAAAUAUACUACAUUGAAGACACCCUGCAAAUGGUCUGGAUUAACCGCUGCUUUCCCGGGUACGGAAUCAAUGCUGUGAAGCAUCCAAAAUGCCCUGAGUGCUGCGUGAUCUGCAGCCCCGGCUCCUACAACCCCAGCGACGGGACGCACUGCCUGCACUGCAACAGCAGCCUGCUCUUCGGGGCCAAGUCCUGCUUGUAGGCGCUCCCCGCGCUGUGGGGAUGUUGACACGGACGUAGAGUUUUGAAAUAUUAAUACCUAAUAAAUCACUAUUAUGCCAAAUUAAAUGUAUCAGGUUUGACCAGAAAA
Eptesicus fuscus (big brown bat) is the source of this 1170-nucleotide messenger RNA. It is a transcript of the gene ZPBP, whose product is annotated as zona pellucida binding protein. The transcript is spliced from 8 exons. Gene Ontology annotation, cellular component: zona pellucida receptor complex; extracellular region; acrosomal vesicle. Lineage: Eukaryota; Metazoa; Chordata; Mammalia; Chiroptera; Vespertilionidae. Gene Ontology annotation, biological process: acrosome assembly; binding of sperm to zona pellucida. The coding region runs from base 16 to 1062 and encodes 348 amino acids. The record is from RefSeq and is a predicted model, not a curated record.